CAUCCACAAACAAUCGAUCGCUUUAUAAAACUCGUGCGGUUUCGUAUACCUCCGCUCAACCGGUGUUAACGAAACAGUGGACUGUUAGUUCCCCGACGUAUUAUAAGGAAUGCAGUCAAUUUCGCACUGAAGAAGUUAUAAGGCAUAUGUAAGUGUUAAAAAAUAAGUUGUAAACUAAUCAAUGUAAAACAAUUCGCAUUAGAAAGAUACUGCGAAAUACUGCACACAACUCCAGCAGCAUUCAUCAUGUCAGACUUUACAAAUCAAAAAAGAAUCGAAAUUGAUGAACAUAUCUCUGCAAAUGAAAACCAUGCUGAGACAUUAUUAGAAAACCCGGUUGGUGAAGUUAAGGGCCAUGAAUCAAGAGAAGAAGAUAAAGACCUAGUUACAGAUACAAGCAAUAAGCUGUCAUUGAUGGAUAAAAGUUCCGAACAGUUUGAGACCACCGAAGAUGAAACUGGCUUCAACCAGCUAAAUUUGCAAGAAAGAAGCAAUGCUAACGUUAACGAAUCUUUAGCAGUUGAGUAUUCGGCUAAGUGUGCACCAUGCCAAUGUCAAAACAAGAUUAAUGCAGCUUCAACCCUUUGCACCGAUUGUGAAGAGUUAUUAUGUGAUGGUUGUACGUUGCAACAUAAAUCGCUAAAAGCAACACGCUCUCAUACUCUUCAAGAACUAAAACAAAAGGAAAUGAUUACGGAGACACACACCGACAUGCCAACCUUGCAGGCAAAAUCAUUUUCAGAAAAAAAGACGAAUCAAAGACAACCGGGUCAACCGAGAGCCAGUGGUGUGACAGCUGACACAAUUACACUUGUAUGGGAGAAACCAAUACAAAUGCAAGAUGAUGAUUACUUUCAAAUAGGGUACAAAGAAAUAAAAACAGACUCUAAAUGGGAGAUAUUCAAAGAUGAAUUCAAAGAUUCAACCCAUGAUUUGAUCAGGAUGAAGGCAGACACGUCGUAUAUGUUUCGAGUCCGUCUUGUUUCUGAAUACGAAUUUGGACCUUACAGUGAAGAAAGCGAGGUAGUUAGGACACCUAAAUCUACAGCAACCUAUUUAGUCGAAAACGCUGAAAGAAUUACAGAUGCAACAUCGAUACCAAUACGAUAUGCAUUACCUUUGAUUGAGCUCAAAAGCGCAAGGAAUACGGCUUCAAAAACAAGGAAAUUCGAAGUAAAAGGUCUGCGAGCUACACAAAGCUUAAAGGAGAAGACAUUUCUAAUCAUUGGCGAAACAGGCACAGGAAAAAGCACCCUUGUGGAUGGAAUGGCAAAUUAUAUACUUGGAGUUAAAUGGGACGACCCAUUUAGGUUCAAUAUGGUUAACCUUGAAGAUGAAGAAAAAAUAAAAACGAAAAGUCAGGCGUUAUCUCAAACAGAAUGGAUAACAUGCUACACAAUUCCGGAACAAGUGGGAAGCAGAGUUCCAUACACAGUAACCAUUAUCGAUACACCCGGAUUUGGUGAUACAAGAGGGCUACAACAAGAUCAAAAAAUUGUUAAACAGAUUCGAGAAUUGUUUGAGGCGCAGCCACCAAAGGGCGUCGUUUUUAUAGAUGCCAUUUGCUUUUUAGUAAAGGCACCAGAUGCAAGACUUACUCCUACCCAAAGCUACAUAUUUGAAUCUAUCAUGUCGUUGUUUGGAAAGGACAUGCAGCACAAUAUUUGUGCGUUGAUAACAUUUGCUGACGGAAACCAGCCAUCUGUUCUAGCCGCUUUAAAAGAAUCAAAUUUGCCUUUCGGAAAACAUUUCAAAUUCAAUAAUUCUGGUUUGUUUACAAACAACGAAGAUUGCCAAAGCGGUUUUAGUCGCAAAUUUUGGAAAAUGGGACUCACAAGUUUUAGAGAUCUUUUUCUCCAUGUAGACACUCUUAAUACAAAGAGCUUGCAACAAACAACUGAUGUCUUAAAGCAGAGACAUCGUUUAGAAACAGCACUUGACAACCUUCAGAAAAAGCUUGAGCUUGGACUCGGGCUUGUAAGAUCACUUGAAGGAGAGAUUAAUCUAUUCGAAACUCACAAGGCCGAAAUUGCGCAAAAUCAAAAUUUCACAUACAUCGUGCAAACAUUGAAACUAGAAAAAAUACCGCUCCCAAGCGGUCAGCACGUCACCAACUGCACUCAUUGUCACAUCACAUGUCAUGAGAACUGCGUCUUUGCUGACGACAAUGAAAAGCAAAACUGCGCCGUGAUGUCAAAUGGAAAAUGCACCGUUUGUAAAGACCAAUGUCAUUGGCAAAAACAUGCUAACACAAAAUAUAUUAUUAAGCAUUUCAUGGUUGAUGAAGAACAUACAUAUGCAGAAAAGAAGGCAAAAUACGAAGAGGCUGGUAAGUUAAAACUUUCGCAAGAACAAGUUUUGGCGAAGAUGAAUGGGGAGUUACAGGUAAUGGCAAAUAUAAUCGACGAAAUGCUAAUUGAAAUAAAAGAGUGUAAUUCGAAGCUCUCGGAAAUUGCGCUUCGUCCGAACCCUUUGAAUUUGGUUAAUCAUAUUGAAUUGUUGAUUGAAAACGAAAAGAUGCAGGGUAAGCACGGGUUCCAGGAUCGAAUUUCAGUGCUUAAUGAAUUCCGUAAACGAGCUGAGGCUGGCAUCAAAGGCGCGAAGUUCCGCCAGGCUGCUUCUGCGAUCAUGAUGGUCGAGCCAAAGCAACAGAAUCAAACUGUGAUUCAGAAAUUUUGCAGUUUCUUUGGGUUGUAAAUAAGGUAUUAUAAAGAUAUCGGCUGAUAUUUUUCCAACCUAUGUUUAUAGAUAAGUUUCGCUGAAAAGACAACUAUUUUUAGAAAAAAAAAUGAUUAAAAUGUUCUUUUCUGCAGAAUCAAAGAUUCAUCACAAGAAUGUGUAACUUGGAAAAUCCGAUUAUUAUUUGCAAUAAAAUUUAAAAGUUUCAACAUCGGAGAUCGUCUAAGAACCUAAAAUUAUUUUAUGAAAAUUGACAUAUGGUUUUGUGGUACGUAUCAUGAAAAUUUUGGUUUGUAAACUUUUAAAUACAUUUUUUUUUAAUUUAAAUAUUGUACAUAUUUAUUUUUUGUCAGUCCACAAAAUCGUGUUCACAAAAAGUGGUUUGGUGGGGAUCAUCUUACAGUCAAUAUUAGUAAAAUUGAAAUCGACCAUAAACAAGUCGAAAGACAAAAAGCACUUGUUGAUUUUUUUAGAUCAUAAAUGGAUUAUUAUUCCUAACUUAUCGAUGGAUAAUGUUAGUAAAUAGCGUCUUUAUUUGGUGCAUUAAUAUGCUUAUUUAUAAAUGUAUUGCUUGUCUACAACUAACACAUUGUUGGUUGCGUGUGCUGAAGCAUGUAAUUAAGUGCAUGAAUUUUUGCCAAUCUAUUUAUUCACAACAAGCAGGCAGAAUUAAAAACUAAUAUUUACCAUUAAUAACACCAAGUUGUUAUAGGCUGAACUACUGCAUUCCGAUUAAAGGAUUGGAGACUUAAUUAAAUUAGAAAGUAGUUCAAUUCCAGUCCGUAAUGUUUAUCCGCUAGAUCUAUUAAAAAAAAAAUUAUAUGUGAAAAUUCAUUAUCGCUUUUUAAUUAGCGUUUUAGCACUCAAUGUUGCUGUAAUAAGUGUUAAUUUCUAUUCAAUUUAAUAUUGUUUUUAUCAAUUUAUAUGUAUUAGAGUAUAUUUAUAUAUUUUACUUUUGAAUUUAAGUCAUUUAAGUGAGUUAACCGCUUAAUCCCCCAAAAUAUAUUGCAUUCGGCUUUUGUAUUUGUGUUUGUUGUGUGCUUUUGUUCUGUAACAAUGUUUAUGCAAAAUUGUAUUGUCUCCAUAGAACAUUGUAUGCAUGCAAGUAACGUACAUAAUAGUUCAUGUACAAGUAUUGUAAGCGUGUAUAUAAAUGCAUAAUAUACAGUUGUAAUACAAUUUUUUUUAUAAACAAUGAAUAAAAUUUUAUUUUUCACAACAUUUUGCGCAGAUACUAACUUGCACAUAAAUUCUAAAUACAAUUGUAUAUGUAAGCAAAAUACUAAAUACAGUUUUAAAUGUAAGCACAUAUAUCUUCUAUCUUUAUAACAAUGCACAUACGACAAAUAUGUGUAUCGAUAUAUUUUGGCAACGUUAGCCAUAAAUAGAAGACCUCUUUAUAAUGAUGAUAAGAUUUAUCCAUUAAUAAUGCAAAUGAACUUACUAUGUAUGGCUUCAUAUAAAACUUUUAUAUGGUCAGAAACCACAGGUAAGAUUGGGUGGGCCUAUAUCAAACGACUUCAAAUUAAUGAAAUUGGUUACAAACUUAGCAAUCAGGGGACGGUACAAUUACUUUAUAUCUCUAUAAAGAAGAUAUUGAACAUCUCACAAAUCGAUGGUUAGAUUUCGGAAUAAUAAUGCUGUAAUAUGCCUUAAAGGGGCCUUUUCACAAAUUUUGGCAUGUUUUGAAGUUUGUCAUUAAAUGCUUUAUAUUGAUAAAUAUAAACAUUGGAUCUAAAAAGCUCCAGUAAAAAAUGUGAAUACGAUUAAAGAAAGAGAAAAAGUAACCCUCAACUGGGCUCGCACCACUGACCCCUGGAGUAAAUGGAGUAAAAGUCUAUCGUUUAGACCACUCGGCCCUUCGUCCUUACACAAUGGUUGAUGUAUUUUAUACUUUAUAUAAGCAAUCCUCGUAGUAUCACAAAAUAUAACGACAACAACAAAACUCACCAAAUUAUGCAAUCGUUUCGCGUUGCAACGCUUUAUAAUUUUCAGGUUUUUAAAUCGUCAAAAGAUGCAUAAAAUAUUAUAAUGGAUAUUUUAGAGCAUGGUAAAUGUUCAGUAUUACUGUUUCCUCACAAAAACCAUAACUAAUACGAAAAUUUGCGAAACUGAAACAUUUUUUUUGUCAAUUUACCAAAACGUGAAAAGGCCCAUUUAUGGUAUCUUUGUGACAAUAUAGCAAUCGUCUUUAAAUUGUCUUCAAAAUAAGCGUAAUGCUUCCUGUGCACAUAACUAAAUGUAUCAACUUGUUUAAUUCUACCUUAUAUUGAUUUUUAUUAUUAUCAGAAAUAAAUACUUACCAUAUACAUCAAUUCAGUCAUUGAUUCGACCCCUGUAGCGGAAAAAGCGAUGUAUCAGUCGCACUGAGUGUACAUGUGUGCAUGUCUUGUUAGAACUAUAACUAACUUGUCAUGACUACUUUUAAUUAUCCAUAGCGAAUAUUGCCGAAAUAUGUGCAAUCGAUAAACACCUUACAUUAAAAUACGCAUCGCAAAGUAUAAAAUGAGGUGAAUCAGAUUCAAUAAGAUACAAAUGUGUCCGACGGGCAUUUCCUUUUUGGCAGCGUGUUAAUAGUCUGAUUUAGUCUGUCUACCAGGCCAAACUAUGUUCUAGAAUCAAGAGUGGGAUUUAUAUCAUGUAAUUGGUGAAGAGUAACGUCAUUCCAAAGUGCUUCCCAUUCUACUUUAGAAUAUUCAUUCGGCAACUGAAUAUUUGUUUUCGGGAUAUCACGUGACUCUAUGAUCUAUCGUAUUUAAAUAGACAACAUACAAGCGUAUGGGUGAAUAUAAUGCACUCGGAUCCAAUUUGGCUGCAAGAAUAGCUUACCAAAUGGCUAUGGAUUCAGUGGGAAAUAUUGAUGUUUGUCUAGAAACCUUCUUUAAGCUGGGAAUACACUAAUUAGCUGAUUCCCAAUUAGUCUGAGGAUGAAAGUUACGUUAUUUAAUGCAUUUCGAGGGUUUGUUUUAAUGUGUCGACAAAAGUUAGUUUUCCAAUAAAAUUACUCACAACAACGUUGCUUCGUCAACAACGUCUUUUUCAGAACCUGAAAUGCACCCGAUUGUAAUAGGCGUUUCAAAGUACGGAUACUUUUUGAAACAAAGUUAACAACGGAAAUUUGCAAUAAAUAGAGGCAGUUUUCCAUUUUCCAUCCGUUCAAGGUCAAGGUCAUCCUUCAAGGUCAAAGGUUAAAAAAAAUAUAUUUCAAAGCGGCGCAAUAGGGGGCAUUGUGUUUCUGACGAAUACAUCUCUUUUUUUCUAAUUGAAAUCAAGGUCAAUUUUACCGAAGGGGGUUAACAAUACACAUUUUGAAUUGUCUCCCUUUAUCAGACUUUUUUCAACUGAAAACCUGUUUUUGUGACAAUUUUGUCCCUUGUUUCUACUUAACACUAUUGAGAACAUAAUAUCCCAGUGUAAUAUUUAGACUGUUCAAAAAUCAUCUUUCAUCCAAUUUGCUAACUGAUAUAUAACAUGUAACGAUUAAUUGCAAUGUGAUAACAUAGACAUCUAUUGGCGCGUGAAGAUAUGUCCUUUUUACAAAUUGCAACUUAUCCUAUAAGCCAGUCACCGCUUUGAAAAUUGGAAAUCACGUGUUUAGCUGUUCGAAUAAUUUUAUACAAAAGCGUAUCACCCGAUCGCGAUAAAGUGGCCGACCCUAAAAAAUAGUUCGGGACUUUAUAUAUUGUAUUAUUUGCGUUCUAUAUUUACCCGUUGUUUAUUAUAUCAUAUUAUAUUUUCUUGCACUUUUAUUAUACUUUUUAUUCGAACCGUUUAAUUGGGAUAUUUAUUUUUGCUGUUACUACUUUGUAAUAAUUUCUAUCACAAUGUCAUAGGAUGUUUAAAUAACGAUUUAUUUCCAACAACAGGAAACAUUUUAAUGGCUUGAACUGUAAUGUCAAUGUGUAUUUUUAAAUCGUUGUGCAGGAGUAAAUAAUUUAUUGAGAUCAAUAAUGGUAUUCAUAAACUACGUCCGUGUUACCAAUAUGCACUUUUGUUUAAAUACACGAAAAGAGUCGGGGAACUACCCAACUUCGACAUACUGAUUACUUUCAUCGAGUUCGGUUCACAAGACAUAUUUUAGAAAUCAUUUACAGUAUACGAAUACCAAAAAAAUACAAUUAAAGUUGUUAAAGACCAACAAGUUGUUAAAAGUCAUUGACAAUGUUACUGUGAAAGAAGUUAUCAGUAGCUUUAAAUGCACGUUUUACUUGCACUUACAUUAACUUGGGUAAAGAUCAUAUCAUUAUAAUAAGAUGUUUCCGAAAUAAUAACGUCAAAGCGUUUCCUUCACAUUUCAAGAACAACGCUGAGUAUCAGGCCAUCUGGAGUAAAUGUUUCUAUAUACAAAAAAGUAAUAAUGGCCUAAUGUAUCCACGAUGACCUGAUAUCAAAAGUGG
Molecule: messenger RNA, 7076 nt
Organism: Dreissena polymorpha
Lineage: Eukaryota; Metazoa; Mollusca; Bivalvia; Myida; Dreissenidae
Exons: 6
Coding region: 247-2697 (816 amino acids)
Molecular function (GO): zinc ion binding; protein binding
Source: RefSeq, a predicted model, not a curated record